This is a messenger RNA of Anopheles funestus (African malaria mosquito), 962 nucleotides long. RefSeq lists its product as uncharacterized. Lineage: Eukaryota; Metazoa; Arthropoda; Insecta; Diptera; Culicidae. Bases 51 to 851 code for a protein of 266 amino acids. The record is from RefSeq and is a predicted model, not a curated record. The transcript has 2 exons.
AGUGGUCCAUUCGUCGUUGUACCAAGUCACGACAAGAUUUUGAUAUCGAUAUGAAGCUCAUUUUGGUGCUACUUCUGGCUGGCGUUGCCCUGGCUCAGCGUCCCCAAACGGUGGCGGUGAUUGAUAAGCUGUACCAAGUGCAUCCACUGUACAGGCAGAUCCAGGACUAUGUGAUCAACACGAUCUCGGAAGCUCGUCUAUCGAGCUCGGCGAAGAUCUACGACUUCCACCGGGACAUCAUCAUGAUUAAGAGUACCUUCCUUGGGACGUCCAUUCGGCAGGAGGAAGCCUUGCUGACCCAGAUCAACGGUCAACCGCUCUCGGUCGAUCAGCAGUGCUUGAGCUUUGUGCGCCAAAGUGCCGAUGUGAACAUGAACCUGGCCGGUGUGUCCUACAGUACCUGCAUUACGACUGCCGGCGAUACGCUCGUGUCCACCGUAAAGGCUUUCUACGAGCGGCUCGAUAUGGAUGAGGCGGCUUACGUCGGUGUCGGUCUGUUUGAGGAGUUCCGUGAUGAAAACAUUUUCUUCGACCCGCAAAGCAUUAUCGCGAAGCUCGAGAACCGCAUGUUCCGGCUGGAAGAUUAUCCCACACACAUCGGUAGCGAGUUGCUGGACGCUAUUGCCGGCUUCACCGUCUCGCUUGACAGUGUUCGCAUGAACUAUGUCAGCUGCAUGACGAUGGGUGAACAGCUGCUCAUGUCCGCCCUGCAGUUGGCUCAGAUGCAGUUGGAGAUGGUGUGUAAUGCCAAACAGAUUCCUGUUCCAGACGCUACCACACCCGUUCCUCCUACUCCGGAGCAGAACGAACCGGAACCGGAUCCGGAACCAGUACCGGAACCAGAGCAUUAAAAUCCACACGCAAUAGAAAUUUGAAAAGGAAAUGAUUUAAAAAUGCGAACGUAAAUUUGGGGUUUGAGAAUUUUUUUACUUUGGAAAUAAAAUUGUAACAUUCUAAUAUGG